Phialemonium atrogriseum is the source of this 1757-nucleotide messenger RNA. RefSeq names its product putative golgi to endosome transport protein. Bases 153 to 1733 code for a protein of 526 amino acids. Gene Ontology annotation, cellular component: plasma membrane; endosome; clathrin vesicle coat. Lineage: Eukaryota; Fungi; Ascomycota; Sordariomycetes; Cephalothecales; Cephalothecaceae. The transcript is spliced from 4 exons. The record is from RefSeq and is a predicted model, not a curated record. Gene Ontology annotation, molecular function: clathrin binding; phospholipid binding. Gene Ontology annotation, biological process: Golgi to endosome transport; endocytosis.
ACCCGACCUGUCCAGACGGCAGCAGCUUCAUCAGGCCCCUUUGCCUUGAAAACUCGUGGAACUCUAGAAGACAUAAACCCUGCGAAUCAGCUAAUCAUUUCCUACCUUGGCCGAAACGCUCGGUUUCCUCAGCAGAACGCAACUUUUUCAAGAUGGACUUGAACAACUUGAAAGACGCCGUCUCCAACCUGACGCUCUACGACCUCAAGGCAGGCGUACGGAAGGUCCAAAAUGCUGUCAUGAACUACACCGAGAUGGAGGCGAAGGUACGGGAAGCAACAAACAACGAACCUUGGGGGGCGUCGUCAACAUUGAUGCAAGAAAUUGCCAAUGGCACAUUUAGCUACCAAACCCUAAACGAGAUCAUGCCCAUGAUCUACCGACGGUUCACCGAGAAGGCGGCCGAGGAGUGGAGGCAGAUUUACAAGGCGCUUCAGCUGCUCGAGUUCCUGAUUAAGCACGGUUCAGAGCGAGUCAUCGACGAUGCCCGAUCCCACCUCACCCUAUUGAAGAUGCUGCGCCAGUUCCAUUUUAUCGACCAGAACGGGAAGGAUCAGGGUGUCAACGUCAGGAAUCGCGCCAAGGAACUCUCCGAUCUGCUGAGCGACGUCGACCGCAUCCGCGCGGAGCGCAAGAAGGCCCGAUCAAACAAGGCGAAGUACACCGGCGUCGAGGGCGGCAUAGGCGGGGGCUUCUCCGGGAGCAGCCGCUUCGGCGGAUUCGGGAGCGAGUCGGGUGGUGGAUAUGGCGAUAACUCUGGGUAUGGGGGCUACUCGGGCGGCGUCUAUGGAGACGGGGGCGGUUUCGGUGGACAAUCCAGCGAUUUCCGAGACGGCCAAGCGCGGGGGGGCGCGGACAGGUUCGAAGAGUACGACGAAUUUGACGAGGGCGAGCGCCCCGGAGCUUCCCCAGGCCCGCCUCGAGCCAAGCGGACGGUCGAGAGGGCAGGAGUGAAGAAGACGACGGAGCCUCCAAAGAAGAAGGAGCCCGAAGUAGACCUCUUCUCCUUUGACGAGCCGGCAGCGCCUUCCAUCCCUGCGGUGCCCGCAGCGGCCCCGUCGAAUGGCUCAGGCCUCGCAUCUCUGAGCACGCCCGCAGACGACGACGAGUUUGACGACUUCCAAUCCGCAACCCCGUCGACCCAGACCGCGGCUCCUCAGUACUCCAUGGCAAGUCCGCUCGCCCCUCCCCCCUUCACGUCCACGGCAUCUGGCGCCCAAUUUGCCGCCCCUCAGCCAGUGUCGGCCCCGAAGCAGGCAGACCUGGGCAACAUGGUCGGGCUGUCGUCCAUCUCCCCUCCCGCGAGCUCGGCCGGCCCCAACUACUCCGCCUUCAACGCUCCUCUCAUGGCAAGCCCGACAUCCUCCUCACAGCCACUCAAGCCGGCCGGAUACCAAGCAUCGGCACCGAACUACUUCCAGUCCGUGCCAGUCCUGGGAUCGCAGCAAUCGAUCCCGUCGUCCCUCGGCGGAGCCAAGCCUGCUGCUGCCCCGGCCGCCGCCAGACCCGCCCCCAAGGGCGACGCCUUUGGCGCCCUGUGGAUGCAGGCCGGCGUGGGAGCUAAGAAGACGGGCACACAGGGGUCCGGACCCGCUAUGGGCCAGCUAGCGAGGGAGAAGAGCAGCGCCGGCAUCUGGGGGGCGCCGGCGUCGUCCUCGUCGACUCCGAAGCCGGCUGCUGGCGGCAAGCCAAUGGGUGGCUCGAGCAACGGGCUUGAUGAUCUCCUAGGAUAAGAGCGCAGCGCGCCCAAUCGGGCU